Branchiostoma floridae (Florida lancelet) is the source of this 1364-nucleotide messenger RNA. RefSeq names its product A disintegrin and metalloproteinase with thrombospondin motifs 20-like. Gene Ontology annotation, biological process: proteolysis. Gene Ontology annotation, molecular function: metalloendopeptidase activity. The coding region runs from base 150 to 1364 and encodes 404 amino acids. The transcript has 8 exons. NCBI's taxonomy places the organism in Eukaryota, Metazoa, Chordata, Leptocardii, Amphioxiformes, Branchiostomatidae. The record is from RefSeq and is a predicted model, not a curated record.
ACGAGGGCGGACCUUUUGGUUUGAUCCGCCGGUGGAAGGAGAAGAGUGCUGCAAAAGAUCAAGUAAAUUUUUGGAGCCUUGCCAUCUCUUGGACCGGCUUGCUGUUGAGGGGGACCUGCAAAGUGCAUGCAGUGUUGUGCAGGGUGACCAUGUGGUCUCUGUUCGUUGCUUUAGUCCUGUGUUGUGAACUCCUCAAGCCAGCGCUAGGGCUACGAACACAGAACCACGACCGAGAGGACUUGUUGCGGGGCCUGAGCAGGUAUGAGAUCGUGGUGCCGGCCCGAGUGGACGACAAUGGCGACCCGUACCCCCACACGCACCAUUUUAGGAAGCGGAGUGCCGACGCUGUGUCGGGCGGUUGGAGUACCUCGGGCCCGGAUAGGACAGCGUACACACUGCAAGCUUUCGGGGAAAAGUUCCACCUCAACCUCACAGCGGAUGCCGGCUUUCUCGCGCCGACUUUUUCCGUGUACCACUUGGGAAGUCCUGAGUAUGACCCAGAAAACGAUACCCACCUUCAGCACUGUUACUACACAGGACGCGUCAAUUCCCACCCGGAGUCUUCCGUAGCUGUCAGUGUCUGUUCAGGACUCCUAGGAGCAUUCAGGACCCAAAGCUCGGAAUAUUUUAUUGAACCCCUAAACAACCGCGAUCAUGACGAUGACAGUGGGCACAGCAAACCUCAUGUUGUAUACAGAAGAGACCAUGUCAAACUACACAACAGUGGAGGAUCCCCAUGUGGACUACAGGAUGAUGACAAAGGCAACAAACAUAACGACACAAAGAAAGAAUCAGACGACGUACACAACAGAAGAUUUUCCAGUAUUAUCGACGACUUGAACAGAAUACACCGGGACGUCCAGAACCACACAGAGCUGCACAGAAGAAGAAAACGAUUUCUCUCGUACCCGAGACACGUAGAAGUCAUGGUCGUAGCCGACCACAAAAUGGCGAAAUAUCACGGCUCGGGACUACGCCAUUACAUUCUUGCCCUCAUGUCCAUAGUGGCCUCCAUAUACAGGGACCCAAGUAUCAACAACUUUGUGAAUAUUAUUGUUGUCAAGCUGGUUAUUAUUAACAAUGUACAGGAAGGACCUUCGAUAUCUGCUAACGCGGCGGCAACUCUGCAGAACUUCUGCGUGUGGCAGCAGACUCAGAACGUGUUGGACGACAGCCACCCCAACCACCACGACACCGCAAUACUCAUCACAAGACAGGACAUCUGCCGAUCAUCCCGAAAAUGUGACACCUUAGGCCUGGCGGAGUUGGGAACGAUGUGCGACCCCUUCCGGAGUUGCUCUAUCAACGAAGACAACGGACUCAGUGCCGCGUUUACCGUCGCUCAUGAGCUUGGCCAUGUGUAA